AUGAAGCUCGCCAUCACCACCCCCUCCCUCCUCCUCUCCCUCGCCAUCUCCGUCUCCGCCGCUCCAAUCGAGAAUGAAAAGCGCCAACUCGGCAGUGGCCUCUCCCUUCCCUCCCUGUCCAGCGGCUCCCCCCCAACCAGUCUCGGCUCCUCUGGAGGGCCUAGUACUGGGCUCUCAAGCAGCAGUGGAACAACCGGGACUGGAACUGGAAGUCUGGGGACAGGAUCAAUUGGUGGUCUCGGCGGCCUCACGGGCUCUUCAGGGCUAGGGAGUCUUGGAGGCUCAUCGACGUCCGAAAGCAGUGGACUGGGGAGUCUCGGCGGGCUGACGGGCCCGAGCGGUAGUACCUCAGGUCUGGGAAGUCUGGGUGGCGCUUCGAGCGGUCGUCUUGGUUCGUUAGGCGGACUCUCGAGCUCAGGCAGCAACUUCACGGGCUUGAAGGAGAAGCGGCAGUUCGAUCUUGGUAGUUUGCUCGGUGGAAGUUCUGGAAGCGGUACUUCUGGCCUGAGCGGCCUGACUGGUUCUGCAGGAACAUCGGGUUUCGGAUCUCUGGGUUCGCUGGGAGGUCUGACAGGAACGGGAACCAGUACAGGGACCAGCACUGACAGUACCGCGGCAAGCUCUGGGACCUCCGGCACUAGCACUGGGACUUCAACGACUUCCGCCGAUGGGAGCUGCAAGUCCGUAACCUUACUCUUCGCGCGUGGUACCGGCGAAACAGGCACCAUGGGCUCAGUGAUCGGUCCUCCCCUCGCCAGCGCUCUCGAAAGCCAACUAGGCGCGGACAAAGUCGCCAGCGAGGGCGUCGACUACGCAGCAAGUGCAGGCGGCAAUGCCAACCUCGGUGCUUCCGGUGGUCCGGCAAUGGCCUCCCAAGCACAAUCCAUCCUGAGCUCCUGCCCAGACACCAAGCUCGUCCUUUCAGGCUACUCUCAGGGCGCAAUGGUCGUGCACAACGCUCUUAGUUCGCAGGGCCUCGAUGGCAGUAAAGUUGCUGCGGCGGUUCUCUUUGGCGAUCCGUUCAAUGGCCAGGCUUUGGAUGGUGUUGAUGCGUCGAAGGUGAAGGAGUUCUGUGGAGGUGCUGAUACCCUGUGCUCAGGUGGUGGCGGUACUACUUUGUCGGGCUCUCAUUUGAGCUAUGGUGGCGAUACUGAGGCAGCGGCUCAGUUCGUUGUGUCCGCCAUUGGAGCUUGA
This is a messenger RNA of Fulvia fulva, 1194 nucleotides long. Its product is annotated as Cutinase. Gene Ontology annotation, molecular function: cutinase activity. The coding region runs from base 1 to 1194 and encodes 397 amino acids. The transcript has 3 exons. The record is from RefSeq and is a predicted model, not a curated record. Gene Ontology annotation, cellular component: extracellular region. Lineage: Eukaryota; Fungi; Ascomycota; Dothideomycetes; Mycosphaerellales; Mycosphaerellaceae. Gene Ontology annotation, biological process: carbohydrate catabolic process.